UCAUCUCAUCGAUUCAAUUUGGAUGCAAGCAUGCAAAACGAAUGCGUAACAAUUGCACUUAUGCUGAGAUGUAGAUAAAUAUCUAUUAUGUAUGCGUCUCGAUACAUAAACAAUAGCAAAUUGAGAAACAAUUUUUACACCUAUUGAAACAUUUAAAAUUAAUGAAAUCAAAUGGCAAACAGUCGUUGAACAGCGAAAAGAAAGACAUUAACAGCAUUAAGUAAAACGCAUUCUUAAACGGCAAAGCGAUUACAUAAACUCUCCGAUAAUCGGCAUAUAUUUGCAAUAGAGUGUAACCUGAAAUUGUUAAAAUCAAAAAAAAAAAAAAAAUAUUGAAAUAGAAAAAAUCCUUUUAAAUCAUUAAAUAUAAAAAAUAUGGAUCAUCGCAGGAAAUUAAUGCAAUUCAGAAAAAAUAUUCAAACUGAAUUACAAAUGCUGAACAUUAAUGAACCUUUAAUUAGCUUGGAAGAGCGUAGGUCGCCUAUCAGAAAAUCAUCGGAAUUGGAUCAUUUUAAACGAGUCGAUUAUAGUAUGAAAUCUACAAUAUCCGUUGAUAAUUCGUUUUCGACAAGGCAUUUUUCACCACCUCCAUCAAGUAUGUUGCAAACAUAUGAACUGAAGAGAAGCAGUGCUUCACAGAAUCCCGUUGGGAAAUAUACAAAUUGGAAUAGUUCACACUAUCACUUGACAAGCCAAGCCUGGUGUUGUGUGGGCGAUCUAUUGUCAUUUUGCAAUAAAUACGAAUUUAAAGCUGUUAGUGCUACAGACUCAAGAUCUCAUGUUAAUAUAGUGAGCGAAGUGCGUUCAUUGCUCAGCGCUGAAGCUCCAUUUGCCAUGACGAAACGAUUCCCGGGUAACACUCGUAAUCGAGACAAUUUAUGGGUGUGCAUUGGUCGCUGUCCAACCGUGGAAUAUCAGUUGAGAAGAAUUCAGGGCAUAUUUCGUCGACCACUUAUUCAGCUUAAUGCAGAUAAGCAGCGAAUGGCUAGAGAGAAUUUCCAUUUGGCCAUUAAAGAAUUGCGUCGCGAUCUCACUUCAAGUGUAUCGGAUGUUCGCCCUUACGAUCGCUUUACAUUUGAAAAAGAAUUUCACCUCUACUGGCAGGAUAAUGAAUGAAUGAUGUAUUAAUUCAGUGAUAUAAACUAACGUAAAACGCUUAUACAUUUGUGUAUAAAUACAUCUUGAAGUGAAAUUCAUUAAUUUUAACAAUUAAAUUUUUAUUCAAAUAAAA
Glossina fuscipes is the source of this 1231-nucleotide messenger RNA. RefSeq lists its product as uncharacterized. The coding region runs from base 376 to 1116 and encodes 246 amino acids. The transcript has a single exon. Lineage: Eukaryota; Metazoa; Arthropoda; Insecta; Diptera; Glossinidae. Gene Ontology annotation, molecular function: structural molecule activity. The record is from RefSeq and is a predicted model, not a curated record.